Messenger RNA from Aspergillus nidulans FGSC A4, 1421 nucleotides. RefSeq names its product cleavage polyadenylation factor subunit FIP1 (gene fip1). NCBI's taxonomy places the organism in Eukaryota, Fungi, Ascomycota, Eurotiomycetes, Eurotiales, Aspergillaceae. The transcript has 3 exons. Gene Ontology annotation, cellular component: nucleus. Bases 209 to 1192 code for a protein of 327 amino acids. The record is from RefSeq and is a predicted model, not a curated record.
UACCACAAUGAGUAAAAUGAUACUGGAUGAUGGAAGAAAGCUUACCCUUUUUUCAAGGGUGAUCUUGGUCCUGCCCCAGCUACUGUACCACCUACUGAAGAAACAAGCAAACAAGUCAAACUUGGUAUAAUCUCCGCAGGAUCAGUGGAACAAAGAGCCAAGCUCCAACAUUCCCAAAUCUUCAUUCAAACUUCACUACCAUCUCAAUAUGUCACACGCCAUGGAUGACGACGAUGAUGACCUCUAUGAUCCCGCUGAUGCGGUGCCGGUUACCAAUCCUAGUGAUCCUCGAGGGCCAUCAGCCGACGCUCCGAUGAACGACAAUGUAGAGGAGGAGGAAGAGGAGGUGGAGGAAGACGACGAGGAUGACUUUAACAUCAUCACAGAGGCACCUCCGGACGCGCCUCCUCCAGAAACUUCACAUCCUCGACAUGCUAACUUACGAACCGAGUCGCAACGCCCUACAUCCGCCGAUUCCACUUCAGCCCAGAAAUCUCAGACGCCCACAUUAACACCGAAGGUAGACACGUCUGCCUCAGUGCCUGCCGGUACUAGACCUACAUCACAAAAACCAGGAUCCGCUUACCCUCCAGUGCACGCGUCUAAUAUUGACGUGAACGCCAACCCGGUUCACCCAGCUACCGGCAAGCCAAUCUUGAUGACUGAUAUGGAUGCCGAUUUUCCCGACGAUGAUAAGCCAUGGAGGCGGCCUGGCACGGACUUAACAGAUUACUUCAACUACGGAUUUGACGAGUUUACUUGGGCAAGUUAUGUCUUGAAGCAACAAGAGUUACGAAAGGAAGUCGGAGAUCAGAAGAGGCAGCUGGAUGAUAUGCAGAACUUCCUGACUAUGGGGCUACCCCCAAUGCCUGGCGCCCAACCCGGCGCUGGGCCAGCUGCGGUUAGCGCACCGCCUCCGAUGCCUGGCAUGCCGGGAAUACCAGAUAUGAAUCCGGAUAUGAUGCAGGGGAUGUUGGCAUCAAUGAUGUCGCAAGGAUUAGACCCCUCAUCCAUGGAUCCCAUGUCUUUCAUGCAGCAUGCCCAAACGAUGAUGGGUGGGCAAUCCGGCGCAGGCGGCGGACAACAGGGCCAAGGGGGAUUCGGUGGCCAAGGUGGUGGUCAAAGCCAGAUGGGUUAUGGGAAUGCUGGAGGUGGUUAUGGUGGAGGCCGCGGGCGGGGGAGGAGAUGGUAAUGCAAUCGUGAAGGUCUAUUCGACUCAUUGGUCAUGGAAACAAGUAAUUCAUAUAAAAAGAGAAUAUAAACUGAGGGCCAACAUCUUAUCCACUUGCGCCACAGCAGUUACCGGACGCCGGAUAGCUGCGCUUUCGGCGGUAAGGAACUGCCGAAGCUUCUGUAAGCUCUUAGAAGACGACGAAUCGCUGAGUGCGUAAAGGAACCAGGCUGAUAUGAGCUGACUUAGC